ACAUCCUCUCGCGACUUGCUCAUCCUCACCUUCACCGUUCAACCAACCGCGUAGGAUCUCGACCAUACGAUGUCUUUCAAGGCUGUUGUACUCGGCGCCGCUGGCGGGAUCGGCCAACCCCUCUCCCUUCUCCUCAAGAACAACCCCCUCGUGAAGGAGCUCGCGCUCUACGAUAUCGUCAACACGCCCGGUGUGGCUGCCGAUCUCUCGCACAUCUCCACCCCCGCAAAGGUUGUUGGCUACCUGCCCCCCGACGACGGCCUCAAGAAGGCGCUGACUGGCGCUGAUAUCGUCGUGAUCCCCGCUGGUGUGCCGCGCAAGCCUGGGCGCUGUUCGGACCGCAGAGAUGAUCUGUUCAAGAUCAAUGCGGGCAUCGUGCGCGAUCUUGCCACAGGAAUCGCGACCUCCGCCCCGAAGGCCGCUGUGCUCGUGAUUUCUAACCCCGUCAACUCCACCGUUCCCAUCGUCGUCGAGGUCUUCAAGAAGCACGGCGUGUUCGACCCCAAGAAGAUCUUCGGUGUGACGACCCUGGAUGUCGUCCGUGCACAGACGUUCAUCGCUGAAGUCCUGGGCGACCUCUCCCUGGCGUCAUCCAUCAACGUGCCCGUUGUCGGCGGUCACAGCGGCGUUACCAUCGUCCCGCUGUUCUCGCAAUCGUCUCACGCCCUCCCGUCUAACUACGCGUCAUCCGAUCUCCAGGCGCUCACGACACGCGUCCAGUUCGGUGGGGACGAAGUCGUGAAGGCGAAGGACGGCGCGGGCUCCGCGACGCUCUCGAUGGCGUACGCCGGUGCCGAGUUCGCGGAGAAAGUCCUGAGGGCGCUCAAGGGCGAGAAGGGCAUCGUCGCGCCGACGUUCGUGCACCUGAGCUCUGACAAGUCUGGCGGCGAGACGAUCAAGAAGGAGGUCGGCAAGGAUAUCGACUACUUCUCCGCUCCUGUCGAGCUCGGGCCCGAAGGUGUCACGAAGAUCCUGUCGCUGGGCAAGCUGACGGACUCGGAGAAGGCCCUCGUCGAGGCAGCCGUGCCGGAGUUGGUGGUCAGCAUCGAGAAGGGCGUCUCCUUCAUUGCGCCGUCGAAACUCUAGACACUGUCAGGGUCGUAGCAAGGGUGAGGCAAAGAGAAAGUGGCGGUAGAGCACGAAGUUGUACACAGUGUACUGUACUAUACCAUCAGAUGCAUGCUUCAGAAUGCGGAUUUUCCAAGAGAAGAGGUCAACAGCCCCUGGUCUGGAUCCGGAGGCGUCGUUAUUGUACUCCGAGUACUGAGGCAGCCACAGU
Fomitopsis serialis is the source of this 1279-nucleotide messenger RNA. RefSeq names its product malate dehydrogenase. The record is from RefSeq and is a predicted model, not a curated record. Bases 70 to 1086 code for a protein of 338 amino acids. The transcript is spliced from 8 exons. Gene Ontology annotation, molecular function: L-malate dehydrogenase (NAD+) activity. Gene Ontology annotation, cellular component: cytoplasm. Lineage: Eukaryota; Fungi; Basidiomycota; Agaricomycetes; Polyporales; Fomitopsidaceae. Gene Ontology annotation, biological process: malate metabolic process; tricarboxylic acid cycle.